UGAUAAUAUUAGACACGUGAUAAGGAAGAGAGGAGUAUAACAUUUGAAACGAUAAACAUCAGAAUGAGUGUGUCAGGACCUGACAUUGGUUUCACAGACCUUACAGAUCUCGGUAAGGGUCACAGAGGAUAUGCCCAUCAACUAACGUCAUUAUUUAACCAAUGUGAUUUUGGCACAGUGGAAACCCAUCGUCAUACCAUUAGCUUCAAAGAAGCAUCGAAAAGACUAAGGAAGCAAAUGAUGGAGUCUUUUGAAUAUAUAGAAAUUCAAACAGGUAGAUUGGUAAAAGAAUUUAAUAUUGGUAAAACACAUGUUUACUCGCAGUAUUCUAUUGAUUUCAAUCCAACACAGCCGUCCACUUGGGCUCCCUAUGGAGGUUUAUCUGUUAGUUGGGAAAAUUAUAAAAAGAAAGGAUUUGACGGAAUGAUAGCAUUGGGUUGUGUAAUAAAGGAUAUUAUUCCCCAAGUUAUUCGCGACACCAACAAAGCCUUAGAAAUAAAUCAUCAUAGCUAUGCAGCUGGAUUAGCACAGUCCUUGGUACAGUAUUACCUUCUACAAAAUCCUGAUGAUAGGUUACGCAGUGUAACUGUUGAGGAUCUGGGAAACAAUACUGGGAAAGAUGAACUUGGUUCCCCAGCUAGUGUAAUAUAUGCAGCGUAUAAACUAGAACCUAAGACGACCAAUUCGUUUCAGGAGUUAAAAAUUAAAGACGAACCUGAUGAUUUCAUAGUUAAUCAGUCAGCUAUAGAUCUAUUAGAGACGAAACUGUCAGGUGAAGGAUUAUACUUCCGUGGUGAGAUAUCAAAUGAUGGAAACUCGUUUUUCCGAUCAUGCAGUGACCAACUUGAAAGAUUAGAAAUGCCGUCCAUGGACCAUGCUGAACUAAGACAGAAAAUUGCUCAGCAAAUGAGAGGGAUGCCUACAGAUCAAAUUCAUGAUGCACAUUUUACAAAUGAAGAAUGGAACAUAUUUAUUAAGAAGAUCGCCGAAGAUGGAGAACACAUUGAAGAUGUUGUUGUGGAAAAAAUGGCAAUUCUAUUAAAAAAGAAAAUAGUCAUAUAUUCACUUUCCUAUGCCAAUGAAAUUAGUAAAAAGUCAAUUAAUGACGAGGCAUCCGGGACUCCUUUUUUACUUGGAAAGGAAAAAAGUUAUUACACAAGUCUUGAAAGAGGUCAGGGUACUUCGCCUGUCAGUAAGGACAAACAGAAUGCAUGUCAAAAAAGACCAGCGAAGAAUGUUCAAUUUGCUGGCGAUGUGUCACUUGCAAAACAACCUAAACAGACAAAGGCAGCAGACAGGAAGUCGGAUGUGUCAUUUGGUGGGGAUGUAAUGCCAGACAAAGAGUCGGACAAAUCUGCCACUUUUUCAGCCAAACUUAUUAAAUCAUCUACACCAGUGAAGAUUGUGCAAGAGGGACCAUCGACUGAAGGAGCGCCGACUAAAAGAAAACAAGUCACUAAACCAAUGAAGAAAUUAACAAAAGAUGAAAAGUUAUUGAUACUACGCUGUUACCAUGCAUUACAGGUCAAAGGUGACUGGGAUAAAUUGGCUGAAAUGGUGUACAGUAGAAGAGAAGAAAAAUUGUCACGUGAGAUGGUUCAUCAUUAUGAACAAAACUUAGAUCUGAAGACAACACUGAAGAACAGAAUAAAAGAUUUCAUAAUGAGAGUAACAAAAGACAAAGGAGAAAACGAGAAGGAUUCAGAAGUAAAGGCUUUAAUACAGCUGAUUUGAUUGGUCACUUUAACAAAAGACAAAGGAGAAAAGAGAAGGAUCCAGAAGUAAAGGCUUUAAUAUAGCUGAUUUGAUUGCUCACUUACACAUCUAAUAUUGCAUGAAAUACUCCAUAUGUAUGCAUGGCAUAUACACGCAUAAUCUUUCGACACAGAAUAUCUUGAUUAAUUUUCUGAACGAUUUUUAGUUCAUCAUUGUGUUUAUUUCAUUGAUGUUGCAUUUUUAUAGAACUCAUGAUUUUAUCAAGUUAGCUAAGGAUGUAUUCUUCUGACGAUUUAAUCUCGUUGAAAUCUCGUUCUGGUAUCAUUUCCAAAGCAAGUUGAAAAUAUCAAUGAAUUUAAAAAAUAUUAUAAUCAAACUAAACUAUGUGAAAAAAUUGUGUACUUACAAUAAGUAGUUUUUGAGUGAUAAAGUUUUCAAUUUUUUUAACCAAUCCGUUCAGUGGCAUCAGCCAAAAUGUUGAGAAAAUCGGUGAGGGUACAAAGAAAUUAUUUUACCAAAAAUAUGUACAUCCCAUAUCAAUUUUUUCUUUUUAAAAUUCUUAAAUAUGUAUUUUUCAAUCAUUCUUAACAAAGAAGUUGAUAUAAUAUGCUUUUUGUUCUAAAAAAAGAGAAAAAUUCCAAAUUUACAAAAUUUACAGCAUGGUCAAUUAGACACGAAAAAGCAACAAAAUUUUAUAAAACUUUCUUAUAUUAACACCUACCUAUAGUUUUUUAAGUUAAAUUUAUUCAGAUUGGUCCACUUCAUCUUUAGAGUAAGUAUGAAAAAAAGUUUAAUUGUGAAACCAUGAUUUUUUUCAUGAUAAUAGCCCAAAAAUGGGUAAAAAUUGAUGAAAAAUGGGAAACUGAAACAUGGAGUACUUUCAAAUGGCCUAAGCAAAAAAAGAAGUGCACCACCGUAUGAUUUUUUCUUCGUCAAUUACUUUCUUACAGUCAUAUAAACCCAAAAAUCAGGUAAAGAAAAAAGUUUAAUUCUAGAAAUUUUGGCUCCUCAGAGGUGUACAUCCUUAAGUUCAGUGUAUUUUUUUGCAUUGUUUUGUCAUAUUAUAUGAUUUAUAGUUUCAUUUUGUCAUGUAAGCUCAGUUAAUUGCUCACAUUGUUUUGUAAUUUUAUAUGGUUCAUGAUUGUCUAAUCAUCAUUUUAGUUUUAGUUCAUUUAUUCGCAAUAUUUAACUUUAUAUUAUUCAUGUUUGUCAUUUCAGUUUGAUUGAUUAGUUCGUUUUGUUUUAUAUUUUUAUAUUAUUUAUGUUUGUUAUUUCGUUAUUAAAACUCAUAUCAUGGCUUCGCUUUGCAUUGUAUGGUUAUAUGAUUCAUAAUGUCGAUAUGUAACACACAACAUAUUUGAUAAAGACGAUGAUAGUAUAAGAUAUUGGACUAUAAUCUAAAAAAUAAAUAUUUUGUCUGAGUUUGAA
Mytilus californianus (California mussel) is the source of this 3144-nucleotide messenger RNA. RefSeq lists its product as uncharacterized. The record is from RefSeq and is a predicted model, not a curated record. Gene Ontology annotation, molecular function: cysteine-type deubiquitinase activity. The coding region runs from base 64 to 1734 and encodes 556 amino acids. The transcript is spliced from 7 exons. Gene Ontology annotation, biological process: protein deubiquitination. NCBI's taxonomy places the organism in Eukaryota, Metazoa, Mollusca, Bivalvia, Mytilida, Mytilidae.